Messenger RNA from Otolemur garnettii (small-eared galago), 2221 nucleotides. It is a transcript of the gene UNC93B1, whose product is annotated as unc-93 homolog B1, TLR signaling regulator. The transcript is spliced from 11 exons. Gene Ontology annotation, cellular component: lysosome; endosome. Gene Ontology annotation, molecular function: Toll-like receptor binding. The record is from RefSeq and is a predicted model, not a curated record. NCBI's taxonomy places the organism in Eukaryota, Metazoa, Chordata, Mammalia, Primates, Galagidae. The coding region runs from base 91 to 1902 and encodes 603 amino acids. Gene Ontology annotation, biological process: toll-like receptor 7 signaling pathway; toll-like receptor 3 signaling pathway; toll-like receptor 9 signaling pathway.
GGGCGAGCCGGAGGGAGGAAGUGUAGGGCCGUCGCAGGGGUUCUUGGGGUCGUCGCUGUCGCCGCCUCGAGUCCUCCGUGGGUUCGAGCCAUGGAGCCGCCGCUCUACCCGGUGGCGGGGGCCUCGGGGCCACAGGGUGACGAAGACCGGCUGGGGGACCCCGACGGGCCCGAGGCCCCGCUGGACGAGCUGGUGGGCGCCUAUCCCAACUACAACGAGGAGGAGGAGGAGCGCCGCUACUACCGCCGCAAGCGCCUCGGUGUGCUCAAGAACGUGCUGGCGGCCAGCGCGGGAGGCGCGCUCACCUACGGCGUCUACCUGGGCCUCCUGCAGAUGCAGCUGAUCCUGCACUAUGAUGAGACUUACCGCGAGGUUAAGUACGGCGACAUGGGGCUGCCCGACAUUGACAGCAAGAUGCUGAUGGGCAUUAACGUCACACCCAUCGCAGCCCUGCUCUACACCCCAGUGCUCAUCAGGUUUUUUGGCACCAAGUGGAUGAUGUUCCUAGCUGUGGGCAUCUAUGCCCUCUUUGUCUCCACCAACUACUGGGAACGCUACUACACGCUUGUGCCCUCGGCUGUGGCUCUGGGUAUGGCCAUCGUGCCUCUUUGGGCCUCCAUGGGCAACUACAUCACCAGGAUGUCACAAAAGUAUUACGAAUACUCCCACUACAAGGAGCAGGAUGAGCAGGGGCUUCAGCAGCGUCCGCCACGGGGCUCCCAUGCACCCUAUCUCCUGGUCUUCCAAGCCAUCUUCUAUAGCUUCUUCCAUCUGAGCUUCGCCUGUGCCCAGCUGCCCAUGAUUUAUUUCCUCAAUCACUACCUGUAUGACCUGAAUCACACGCUGUUCAACGUGCAGAGCUGCGGCACUCACAGCCACGGCAUUCUCAGCGGCUUCAACAAGACGGUUCUGAGGACACUGCCGCGGAGCCGAAACCUCAUUGUGGUGGAGAGCGUGCUUAUGGCGGUGGCCUUCCUGGCCAUGCUGCUGGUGCUGGGUUUGUGCGGCGCCGCUUACCGGCCCACGGAGGAGAUCGAUCUGCGCAGCGUGGGCUGGGGGAACAUCUUCCAGCUGCCCUUCAAGCACAUGCGUGACUUCCGCUUGCGCCACCUCGUGCCCUUCUUUAUUUACAGCGGCUUUGAGGUGCUCUUUGCCUGCACUGGUAUCGCCCUGGGCUAUGGUGUGUGCUCUGUGGGGCUGGAACGGCUGGCCUACCUUCUUGUGGCUUAUAGCCUUGGUGCCUCAGUUGCCUCAGUCCUGGGCCUGCUGGGGCUGUGGCUGCCACGCCCUGUGCCCCUCUUGGCUGGGGCAGGGCUGCACCUACUGCUCACUCUCUGCCUCUUCUUCUGGGCACCUGUGCCUCGGGUCCUGCAACACAGCUGGAUCCUCUACAUGGCAGCUGCCCUCUGGGGUGUGGGCAGCGCCCUCAACAAGACUGGUCUCAGCACACUCCUGGGAAUCCUGUAUGAAGACAAGGAAAGGCAGGACUUCAUCUUCACCAUCUACCACUGGUGGCAGGCCGUGGCCAUCUUCAUCGUGUACCUGGGCUCCAGCCUGCCCAUGAAGGCCAAGCUGGUGGUGCUUCUGUUGACGCUGCUGGCGGCCGCGAUCUCGUACUUGCGGAUGGAGCAGAAGCUGCGGCGGGGCGUGGUCCCACGUCAGCCUCGUAUCCCGCGGCCACAGCACAAGGUGCGCGGCUACCGCUAUCUGGAAGAGGAUAACUCCGAUGAGAGCGACACGGAGGGCGAGCGGGGCGGCGUUGGCGGUGGCGGCCGGGGCGACAACGCAGAGGAGGAGGCGCUGCCCGCGGGGCACGGACCAGGCCCCGAGCCCGCGGGCCCCCACCGCCGGGCCUGCCCCUACGAGCAGGCGCUGGGGGGCGAUGGACCCGAGGAACAGUAAGGGGCAGCGGCCCCGACUCCGCCCUCGCCUUGUCGGCCUCAAUUCUCUGUGCCGCAGGUCGGGGGGCCUCUGUGGACGCUACGCUGUCUUCAGGUAGGACCCCUGGUCCCGCCACAGGUCUGGGGUCUCCUGGAACUUCCACAGCUCCGCUCCCCAAGCCCAGGGUCGGAAAGCGCACCGCAGCUACAGGGCUACCGCCCCCAGCAGGUCCAGCCGCGAGGGGCCAGGGACCUCCUGCAGUGCUUUACACCUCCUAUCCUCAGGUCCGCCAAAAGCCACGACUCUUUAUAAAAAAGCAAUAAAGAGAUUUUGUAUUGUA